AUGGAAAAAAACAAUUAAAUGCCUGAUUCUAUAAAGCAGUCCCAGAUAAAAAUAGAAGGUUAAGAAGAAAAUGAAAUAGAUUAUGAUGAUAGUUUUGAAUAAGUAGAGCCAGAUGAAGGAAUAUCUUAAGAUUUUAUAUAAAUUAUAAAUAAUAUUAGAAAAGAUCAAAAUGAUAUAAAAACAGAUUAAUGUAAAAUAAUAGAUAGAAAUGUUGAGCUUCAGGACUAAAUUGAAUUUUUGGAAAUAACAUUUUAAAAAAAGAUAUAGUCAAACAGAGAGAUAGGUUAAUUAGAAAAAGAAUUAGAAAUGAGAAAAAAAUCUAUUUUAGAUAUAUUUGAGAUAGAUGAUUUUAGUAUGCAUAUGUUCAAGUAGCAUAAUAAAAAUAAAUUUAAAGAUUUGCAAGAAGCAAUUAACUUUUUCUAAUUCCUUCAAUCUAAAUCGAUUAUUUAUAAAGAUUGGCAUACCUUUCAUUGUAGUUAAUGUAUGUAGUUUAUAACCAAGAACUAAAAUACUAUUCAAUAAUAAAUAAAAAACUACUUUAAUUUAGAAUAAUAAAUCAGUGAUAUCAAAAGUUGUAUAUGA
Molecule: messenger RNA, 582 nt
Organism: Tetrahymena thermophila SB210
Lineage: Eukaryota; Ciliophora; Oligohymenophorea; Hymenostomatida; Tetrahymenidae
Exons: 1
Source: RefSeq, a predicted model, not a curated record